Messenger RNA from Artibeus jamaicensis (Jamaican fruit-eating bat), 473 nucleotides. It is a transcript of the gene ASDURF, whose product is annotated as ASNSD1 upstream open reading frame. The transcript is spliced from 4 exons. The coding region runs from base 158 to 454 and encodes 98 amino acids. NCBI's taxonomy places the organism in Eukaryota, Metazoa, Chordata, Mammalia, Chiroptera, Phyllostomidae. The record is from RefSeq and is a predicted model, not a curated record.
CGCAGGCGUUCCAGUGAGCGUGGGGGGAGCUGUCGUGCGCCCUGUGGGGGAAGGGAACCUAGGUCGGUGGGCCACAGGGAUCCUGAGGCGCCGAGUCUGGGGGCUGGGAGGGGCUACUGGUUUGGCGUCGAGCUGCGCAGUGCGUAUUUUGUGCUCCAUGGACAAGCCCUUCCGGGAGGCACGCCGAGAAGACAGCGUGGGGCUGAUCCCUACGGGCGGUUCGGCCCCACACCGAGAGGAUCUCAGCAGCAAGAUUAAAGAACAAAAAAUUGUUGUGGAUGAACUUUCUAACCUGAAGAAGAACAGGAAAGUAUAUAGGCAGCAACAGAACAGCAACAUUUUCUUUCUGGCUGACCGAACAGAAAUGCUUUCUGAAAGCAAAAAUAUAUUGGAUGAGCUGAAAAAAGAAUACCAAGAAAUAGAAAACUCAGAGAAGACCAAAAUCAAGAAAUAGUCUACUUGAUUUCACAUAA